ACAAUUAACCAUCGUCAGCUCAACAAUAACCCUCAACUAAAUACAUAGCAUUCAUCCACACUGAACAUUUAAUCUUGGUCAGACAUUCGCUCAUUUACUUCCGUUGAUUUCCAUCUAAUAUCCAUAACACAAAAACAUCCCCAUCCAAACAAAAAGACGCCGACGCAGAAACCAAGAUCUGUGUAUUCGCAAUGACUACUGAUCACAAACCUGCUUUAGUUGAGUUGUGGAAGCAUCCGAAUCCUUCCUCAACUCAAAUGUACAAAUUUCUAGAGCAUGUAAGAUCUAAGUAUAGCAUUAACAUCAAGGACUAUCCAGACUUAUAUAAAUGGUCUACCGAGAACAUUUCGGACUUCUGGGGAGAAAUAUGGCAGUUUUGUGGCAUCAAAGCGUCCAAGUCUUACUCCUACGUCCUGCCAGGUGAUGUCCCCAUGUUCCCUAGGCCGGACUUCUUCUCGGGGGCCCGCUUGAAUUUCGCGGAGAAUCUCCUGUUCCCGGCCAAAGCAAACGUUGUAGAGUCCUCCGUUGCUAUUAUGACGGUCACUGAAAUUGAAGGGCAACUCGUGUCGACGACAUGGGCCGAAUUGCGAGAGGCCGUUCGCCAAUGUUCUAAUGCCCUCAGGGCCGCCGGCUUAAAGCCUAACGACGUAGUUGCUGGGUUUGUCUCCAAUCACGCGCAGGCUCUCAUCGCAAUGCUAUCAGCAGCCGCGAUUGGAGCCGUCUGGACAGGAAUAAGCCCGGAUAAUGGUGUGAGUUCCGUACUAGAUAGAUUGAUCCAAAUUGAACCCAAAGUCCUCUUUGCGGAUAACGGCACCAUCUACAAUGGCAAAUCGUGGUCUAGCACGGACAAGACUUCAAAAAUUGUCGAUGAACUUAAGUCUAAAGGCCUAGAACUUGUUGUCGUGAUAAGUAACAUCCGAGAUUCUAGUCUAGGCUUAGAAGCCUUGGGCGCGAAAGGGGUUAUGGCUGAAGACUAUGAAAUCUUUUUAAAAAGCGGUAACGACAAUCCCCUAAGAUUCGAGCAACUCCCGCCAUCUCAUCCCUUAUACGUCCUAUACUCUAGUGGGACGACCGGCCUUCCGAAGGCGAUCGUCCACACGGCAUUAGGCACGCUAAUUCAACAUAAAAAAGAACACCUUCUUCACUGCUCGAUGGAUUCAACUUCGAGGAUGCUCUACUAUACCACUACAUCCUGGAUGAUGUGGCAUUGGAGUAUUUCGGCUCUUGCUUGCGGUACCACUCUGAUCCUAUACUCCGGUUCACCUUUCAAACCACAUGGGUACCUUUCACUACCCAAACUCCUCUCCUCGCAGCGAGUAACCCACUUCGGUACCUCGGCUGCAUAUCUCACUACAUUAGAAUCCAACGGCAUAUAUCCUGCUCAGUUACUUGAUCUUUCCCACUUACAAGCAAUAUACUCUACAGCCUCACCUUUGCCACCCUCAACCUUCUCUUUUGUUUAUGAAGCAUUUCCUGCUCAUGUCAACUUAGCUUCUAUUACUGGUGGCACUGACAUAAUUUCUUUGUUUGGUGCUCCAUGUCCGUUGCUUCCUGUUCAUGUCGGCGAGAUACAAUGUGCAGGCCUCGGGAUGGCUAUUAGCGUCGUAGACUCCGUUAGCGGUACUCCAACUCCGGGUGAAGAUGGAGAAUUGGUGUGUAACAAGCCAUUCCCUUGUCAGCCCCUGACAUUUUGGGGGCCUGAUGGCAAAGCACGAUAUCGUGCUAGCUAUUUUGAGCGUUUCGAAGGCAUUUGGCAUCACGGCGACUUUAUACGGAUCGACACAAAUACGGGCGGUUUGACCAUGCUAGGGCGUAGUGAUGGCGUCCUCAAGCCAGCUGGUGUAAGAUUUGGCAGUGCUGAGAUAUAUAAUGUGUUAACGAAGUUCUUCGGAAAUGAGGUCGAAGAUGCGGUGUGUGUUGGCCGGAGACGGGAAACGGAUCGCGACGAGACCGUUUGCUUGUUCAUCCUCAUGGCUGAGGGGAGAAAAUUCUCCCUAGAACUUCGUGAGAAAAUUAUCACUGCGAUUCGGAAGGAAUUAAGUCCAAGGCAUGUUCCUGGUGUCAUAGAGGAGUGCGGAGCAGGGAUUCCCAAAACAGGAAACGGGAAAAAGAUCGAGGUCGCAGUCAAGCACAUCCUAUCCGGUAUCAGCAUCAAAACAAAUGCCAGCGUGGCAAAUCCCGAGGCUUUAGAUUGGUUCAAAGAAUGGGCAGCAACGCACGACUAGGGUCGUAUGUUGUGAGGUUACGAGGAAAUAUGAAGAGUCGUACUUUGGUGCUCCAUUAGCAAUAGAUAUUCCUUAUGUUAAUCUGAGAGUGAAGUUGACUAGGCUACUCCUUAGAUCAGUUAGGGGAUUCGAAAACAUACGAAAUAUCAAGAUGUAGCUAACAUGAGAAGGGAUAUGCAUAUCUCAUCAUAUCCCUUAUAACAAGGACGCCUAUAACCUCACCACAUUAACCGCCUUAACCUUUCCCUCUCGCCAUCUCCCGCGAAUAUGGCGCCAAUACCUUUUUUAGCUAACCCUAGAAUUUCUUCUCGCUGUAGACGGAAAUGGUGCUGAAUUAGCCUCCAUUCAUUUGACAACGGAACACGGAACGACGAUAGGGCCAU
Annulohypoxylon maeteangense is the source of this 2608-nucleotide messenger RNA. RefSeq names its product acetoacetate-CoA ligase. The transcript has 5 exons. The record is from RefSeq and is a predicted model, not a curated record. Lineage: Eukaryota; Fungi; Ascomycota; Sordariomycetes; Xylariales; Hypoxylaceae. Gene Ontology annotation, molecular function: acetoacetate-CoA ligase activity. Gene Ontology annotation, biological process: lipid metabolic process. The coding region runs from base 192 to 2225 and encodes 677 amino acids. Gene Ontology annotation, cellular component: cytosol.